UGACCCACUGCAGAGAUCGGUAUCAGCUGUGCAGUCUGAGCACAGCUCCACAUAAUUCUGUAGCUGGGCUGUAUCCAGUAUGGUAUUUUAUAUUGUUAUAUGCCUUUCCUUCUUGUUAUUCCUUGAUGUGGAAGAAGCAGCUGUCCAACCUCUGUUUCUGUAAUCGCUCCUAUCUGCAGUCACUGAAGAGUUACAGUUUGUGUAUCUGAGCAGGAAAUGUUGAGUGUUUGCAGGCAGCCAAUAAAGCAGAGAUCACAGCCCAGCUGACUCACCGGCAGGAAAUCUGCAGCUGCUUUUGAAUGCAGUUCAAAGCCGGCUCACACUUGGUAUCGCAGCAGUUUCACUCCAUUCCACAGUUGUGUGUUUGUGUUUCCAGAGCCAUCAAGAAAUGGCCAAUCCAUUACCUGUGGUGGCCCAGGAAGAUUUGGAAAGCUUUACCUUGACCAGGACAGGCUCAGGCUUUGCUCUCAAAGCCUUUCAUAUUUCCUGGAGCACUCCCAUCUCUGUGAAGCUGCUGACCAGCCAGGACACCACAGACAGGGAGUGGAAGUUUCUACUUCAGGACAUAGCAAAUGUCAGACACUGUGAGUCUGAACGUCUCCUGCCUUUCCUUGGGAUUUACCAGUGCCAUGGACUCGUGGGGAUAGUGACUGAAUGGAUGAACAAUGGAUCACUCCACUCCCUCAUCCAUGAGCAUCAGCUGUACCCAGAGCUUCCCUUUGCCUUACUCAUAAGGAUCCUGUCGGAUGUGGCUGAAGGGCUGCACCAUCUUCACAGCCUCGGACCUGCUCUCUGCCACUGCAGCCUGAAACCUUCCAACGUGCUUUUGGAUGUGCAGUACAGAGCCAAGAUAUCGGAUUAUGGCCUAACCAACUGGAGGAAACAGCAGCUGAGGUCAGACCUGCAGAACUGCCAGCAGAGAAACUGCCAGGAUUUAGUGUAUCUUCCUCCUGAAAUACUUGAAGGAGGGCUCCCUUCCCAGGAAGGUGAUAUUUACAGUUUUGGAAUCCUGUGUUGGGAGAGCCUCAGCAGACAGAAACCUUUUGAAGGCCAAGGAACCCUGCUCAAUGUUUUGAGAAGAAUCUGCAGCAGUUUGCGGCCAGGCAUUUCAGAAAAGUUCAUACCAAACAAUUUGCCUGAGAGGAAUAGACUGCUGCACCUCAUUGCUCUGUGCUGGCAUCAAGAACCAGAUUAUAGACCACAUACUGCAGAAUGUGUACACCUUCUAAAUGGAGUUUUGACUAGUAUAAAUAAGGAUGUGAUUUCUGCAGCAAUCUACAAUUUGAUGGAUGCAAAGGAGAGAGCGCUUAACGCCUGCAAAGGCUCACAGACCUACACCCUGCAGAGAGGCACCUGCAAUGCCGAGAUCAUCUGUCCACAAAAAGGCAAUGGCUUAAUCAGCAAGAAAAUUCCUCUUGUAGUGCCAAGCUCAUCAACUGUUCUACUUGAUAGCAGUGCAAAUACAGCAGGAAGAGAUAAUAUUGAGAUGGGUGUGUCAAGUGCUACCCCACAGAAUGCAGCAGCAACCAAAGAUCACCCAGGAUCUGAGAGAAGAAAAUCAAGCUCCUUUUGCACAAAUCCUUCAUCUGGUUCAACUGCAGGCAAAGAGAGCAGUCAGCAUAACUCCCCAGCACUGGCUCUUCAGCACAGAGCACAGCCAAUGCCCCUUGGACAAGCAGUGACAGGUCCUUGCAGCAAAGGAAACUGCUGUCAAAUCCUUGCCUGCCAGAGACAGAGCAUAGUGAGCUGCAUGACAGAAGGGCUCCUCAACCACGUGCUGGACGUGCUGCGCUCGCAGCAGACCCUGUCCCGAGUGGACUACGAGAGCAUCACCUCGUGCCCCACGGUGACCGCCCGCGCCCGGGCGCUGCUGGACACCUGCCUGUGCCUCGGCGAGAGGGCAGCACAAGCUGUGGUGGCUGCACUGUCAGUGAACAAAUGCAGUCCUCUGGGACAAGUCAUUCAUGCCCAGACUGUCCUUCCAAGCCCGUUAUUUGAGUACUGUAGUGGAAAAAGCUGACUGGAUUAAAAGGUCAAGUCAAAUGCUGCCAACGGAAAUUGCCAAGACUGGUAAAACAAAUGAUUAUUUGGACCUCGGAGGUGGGAAAAGUGCAAUAUGUGCCAGAGCAAACAGAGUUCAAGUGAGAUGACACCUUAUUUCCUUAAGUUUUUUUCAUUAGGAGGAAAAUGAAUCAUGACCUUUUUGGAAGUCACAGUAUGGAAGAAUGGCUAUUUAGAAAUACUUCCAAAUAAGGAUAAUGAACAACAGAAUACCGGAUGAGGAGAAAAAAUUUACUGCCUUUCACUACACUCAUAUCUGAGGCAGCUGUUACAGUGAAAAGCUUCAGAGAAUCAAGAGAUAUUUCUUCAGUAGGGCCUUAAGUAAGACUUGGAAGUUUUAUAUUUUGCAUAUAAAUUACUUCAUUUUCCUCACAAAUGGUCAUAUGAAAACGUAGCAGUACUUACAUCAGUACUUUGGAGGUGUGGGACUUGGAGUACUCAGUAAAUGGAGAAACGAUAACACUUUAUAUCCCUGUAUCUCUCUAAACAUGUCUGCAGCUCAAAUGUAAAAUUAAACCAGCAGAAGAGGUGCCAAGCUGAUAAUUUUGAAAUGGUGGUUCUGCUGAACUGUUGUCAUGGUUGUACUCUAAUGGGAGACAGCCUGGGAAUACUGGUUUUGUAGCUCUGGCCUGGACUCCCCCACGGUCACAGAUGCUUUGGAGUGUCCUGCUGCUGCUUGAACUCACCCUCAGGUCAUGGACCCUCUGCCUUGAGUUCACAUGGAGUUCCAGUCUGUCCAGUCCAGCAGCACAGAAACAUUGCUGUUAUCAGAAUGUUCCCAGGCACAGUGGAGGAAGAUAAGUGGUACAACAGGCAGUGAAAACAACAGCCCAGCCACUAACAAGCACCAGACACUCGUGUACAGAAGGCAAACAAGUCCCAUGGCAAGCACAGGAGUCACUCAACAGAUCAACAGCAACCGCAGCUACAAAUGAGAUCCAGCACAUUCCAGUAAAAUCUGUUGUUACCUUGAACCCUUCAAGCCUCACACUGGAUGCUGAAAAGAACAUUUGUCCCAGCAGACAACUAUACUCCACAACAGUAAAGUGAGAAAACCUGUUGGCUGAGAGCCAGACAAUUUAACAGGUAAAGCAAAAGCUGCACACAAGCAAAGGAAAAUGUGGAAUUAAUUCACCACUUGCCAAGGACAGGCAGGUGUCCAGCCCUCUCCAGGAAAGGAGAGCUCCAUCCCAUGUAAUGGUUGCUUAAGAAGACAAAUGCCAUCACUCCAAACGUCCUCCCCUUCCUCCUUCCCUAGCUGAGCUUGAUGCCACAUGGUCUGGAGUAUCCCUUUGCCCAGCUGUGGGCAGCUGUCCCAGCUCAUCCUCCCCCAGCUCCUUGUGCACCCCCAGCCUCCUCCCUGGUGGGGUGAGGCCAGAAAGGCCUUGGAUCUGUGUGAGCUCUGCCCAGCAGUAACAAAACAUCCCUGAAUUGUCAAUGCUGUUUGCAGUACAAAUUCAAAAUACAGCCCCAUACUAGCUCCUAUGGAGAAAAUUAACUCUAUCCCAGCAAAACUCAGCAUAAUUUGAAAGAUAAAUAAUAAGAUUACUUUCUGUAUUAUGAAAAUAAUGAUAAAAGGUGCUGGAGUUUUAAAGGCCCAGUGGGGUUUCUUCAAGCUUCGUGGCACCAGAUUAACAUGAGAACUUGUUAUACCAUCUACAGGUAUUUCAAAUGCAAAACCAUGUUAUUUGUUUCCCUAUGUUGCUUUUGUUCUCUCUGCAGUUUCACAGCUCUCAUUGAAUUCAGUCAUUCGGCUGAUUGGAAAUGCAGUAAUGAUGUGUUGUCUGGGCACAGUUAAGAAACAAGAAAUAUGCUACAUCAAAGUUUCCAGCUAUGAUGCUACUGGAACCAUAAACUUUUUUUUCCCCAUUAUUUCAUUAAACUUUGAGACUGCCUUGAAUUAAAAUAUUGUUACAAUUAAAAGCAAUGUCUAUCAGAAUAUGUUGACAAUAGUUUUCCUUAUUAAAAGAGCUAAAUAUUUA
Molecule: messenger RNA, 4043 nt
Organism: Passer domesticus (house sparrow)
Lineage: Eukaryota; Metazoa; Chordata; Aves; Passeriformes; Passeridae
Product: receptor-interacting serine/threonine-protein kinase 2-like
Exons: 13
Coding region: 389-2020 (543 amino acids)
Biological process (GO): protein phosphorylation; signal transduction; regulation of apoptotic process
Cellular component (GO): cytoplasm
Molecular function (GO): ATP binding; protein kinase activity
Source: RefSeq, a predicted model, not a curated record